CCUCCCCCCGCUCCCCACCAUGGCUCCUUUUGGAUCCCACCCUACCCCACCAUGCGCCCCCCUGGCCCCACUCGUCUGACUCUACCCCCUACCUUCCCGUCCCGGCCUCGCCUGGUCACCGCCGCGCCCAAACCCAAUCCCCUAAACCCUAGCGCCGCCGCCGCCAUGCUGCGCCGCCUCGCCGCCGUCGCCCCGCGGGCCUUCUCCUCCUCCUCCUCCCCGCACGCGCCGCCUGCGGCGGCGUCGGGCUACACCCCGCGCCGCGAGUACGGGCUGGUGCCCAUGGUGAUCGAGCACACCUCCCGCGGGGAGCGCGCCUACGACAUCUUCUCCCGCCUGCUCAAGGAGCGCAUCGUCUGCAUCCACGGCCCCAUCUCCGACGACACGGCCUCGCUCGUCGUCGCGCAGUUGCUCUUCCUCGAGUCCGAGAACCCCGCCAAGCCCGUCCACCUCUACAUCAAUUCCCCCGGCGGGGUCGUCACCGCGGGCCUCGCCAUCUACGACACCAUGCAGUACAUCCGCUCCCCCGUCACCACGCUCUGCAUCGGCCAGGCGGCCUCCAUGGCCUCGCUCCUCCUCGCCGCGGGGGCGCGCGGGGAGAGGCGGGCGCUGCCGAACGCGCGGGUCAUGAUCCACCAGCCCUCCGGCGGCGCGUCGGGGCAGGCCUCCGACAUCGCCAUCCACGCCAAGGAGAUCCUCAAGGUGCGGGACCGGCUCAACAAGAUCUACGCAAAGCACACGGGACAGGCCAUCGACCGCAUCGAGCAGUGCAUGGAGCGGGACAUGUUCAUGGACCCGGAGGAGGCGCACGAUUGGGGGCUCAUCGACGAGGUCAUCGAGCACCGCCCUGUCUCGCUUGUGUCUGAUGCUGUUGGCGGUGAUCCGCCGAACCUCGGUGGAGGCGGAAAUGGGGAGAAUAAGGGAGCGGAGGAGCCAUCAUCGGCGUGAUGGAUUGUCACAAGGAAUAUCUGAGCACCCAACUAGAUGUUCAAUUCGAUUGAUGAUUUAUGCCUAGAGUUCCAGAUGGAUGAUGUGUGCUUGAUUCUGGUCUUGUGAGCUGGAGAUUUUAAUGGGAGUUUUCAGCGGUCAAUAUAACAUAAAAGCUGAAUCCUGACCACUGAUAGGAAGCAUAGUACAUUUUAAAUCUGCCAUUUCUGAUUCUGUUUUGAGCGCCAGGGCCUACAUUACUGCUUGCUGCUUUGUUGUUCCUGAGCACCUAGUCUGAACAAUCUUUUCCUUUUUUAGCCUCUAAUGCUUUGAUUUCUGAAUCUGUACUUUGUUUUGACAUUCAUCACGCAACCCAAAAAUUGAGUGCAUCGCUUGUUUGUGUUGCUUC
Messenger RNA from Setaria italica (foxtail millet), 1336 nucleotides. RefSeq names its product ATP-dependent Clp protease proteolytic subunit. Gene Ontology annotation, cellular component: endopeptidase Clp complex. The record is from RefSeq and is a predicted model, not a curated record. Gene Ontology annotation, biological process: protein quality control for misfolded or incompletely synthesized proteins. The transcript has 2 exons. Gene Ontology annotation, molecular function: ATPase binding; serine-type endopeptidase activity; ATP-dependent peptidase activity. NCBI's taxonomy places the organism in Eukaryota, Viridiplantae, Streptophyta, Magnoliopsida, Poales, Poaceae. Bases 52 to 948 code for a protein of 298 amino acids.